Cyclopterus lumpus (lumpfish) is the source of this 2468-nucleotide messenger RNA. RefSeq names its product oxidoreductase NAD-binding domain containing 1 (gene oxnad1). Gene Ontology annotation, molecular function: oxidoreductase activity. The record is from RefSeq and is a predicted model, not a curated record. NCBI's taxonomy places the organism in Eukaryota, Metazoa, Chordata, Actinopteri, Perciformes, Cyclopteridae. Gene Ontology annotation, cellular component: mitochondrion. The coding region runs from base 466 to 1389 and encodes 307 amino acids. The transcript is spliced from 8 exons.
CGCCGUAGAAGAAGACUUUAGCUACAGUCCGGGGUCCAAGAAGAAAACAUCAGUGGAGUCCUGGCACGUUAAACAUGAUGACCAAUGUUACUCCGAAGAGAAAUAUGAAUAUCUCUUGACAAAAAAAAAACGACUUCCGGCUCAUCUCGGUAAGAAGAGCAGCUCGCAGUAUGCGUUAAAUAACAAACCGGCAUCGUUUAGCCGGGAGCUUUAGCGAGCUAGCUCACCACCGGCGUGACGAAGGAGGUCAAACUCAGUUGAAGAUGAUCACAGUGUAGCGAGUUCUUGAUCAGUAAUCAGCUGACAUUUGGGAUCCACCUUCCUCUUAUUCCUGGCAUCCUCGUCCCCCAGAAGGGCAUUAUGAAAGCUGACGUCCUGAGGCACGUUUGGUGAUGUAGCCGUUAACUUCACCGACCUGGAAAACGCUCUGACUUGACACUAUACUGGAUUGUUCCACAGGUCGCGAUGGGCUCCCGUUGCUUCUUGUCCUCCGCUGCCCGACGCUUCGUUCAGCCGAGUCUGCUCCGCUGCUGCCGGCUGCCGGGCCCCACGAAAAGAAGAAAUAUGUCCUCCAAAAGGCAAACAUCAGUGGACCAUCUAGAGAAAACAGCGAGCAACUACAGACAAAAUGAUCUGUAUCCAGCUCAGGUGUGUGGCAUCACGGAUGAGUCGGAGACGGUGAAACGUUUGAGAAUAGCUGUCAGCCCAGACUUCAGCUUCAAAGCAGGACAAUGGGUGGAUUUCUUCAUCCCCGGCGUGGAGACGGUGGGAGGUUUCUCCAUGUGCUCCUGCCCGGGUUUGCUGCAGAAAGAGGGCGUUGUUGAAUUGGCCGUCAAAUACACCAAACACCCUCCAGCACACUGGAUCCACACCAUGUGUACAGUGGGCUCCCGAGUGGCCAUGCGUGUUGGCGGGGACUUCGUCUUCAACCCGGCGCCCUCUGACCCCUCCAUAGAUUUGCUGCUGGUGGCCGGCGGCGUCGGGAUCAACCCCUUGUACUCAAUCCUGUUGCACACAGCCGGUCUGCUGCAUCUCAACCAGGCAUCUGGUGGGCGGGACUACAAGAUUGGCUCUGCUCAUCUCUGCUACAGCGCCAAGAACACCCAGGAACUGCUCUUCAAGAGCUCCAUCAUCGAGGCGUGUCGGGAGUUCCCUGACAAGCUCUCCUGUGACCUCCACGUCACGCAACAGAGCACAGAUGUCGACUCGCACCUCCAGCCAUUUAUCAACCGCGGGAGAAUCACAGAAGAGGAGUUGCAGGCUCAUGUGGAUCCGCAGAGGACUUUGUGUUUCCUGUGUGGGCCCCGGCCCAUGAUAGAAGCACUUUCAAAAACCCUCAUGGACUUCGGACUCCCGAAAGAUAGAAUCCUCUUCGAGAAAUGGUGGUAGAACCUUUUUAGGAUUCUCAGAAACCUCCCUCAUGAGAAGGAAGUAUGGGGUACGGUGAGACUGGAAGCCAAGUGAAAUAUUCCAGUGAUAAAGGACAUUGAAAUGAGGAAAUUCAACCUCUGAUCACUGCAACAUGUGCCUGAUCUGCGCUUGGCCACUUGGACCGCCCACUCUAAAGCGAGCAGCUGACUCGCAGUAGACCAGAGAGGAGUUUAAUUUCUUAUAAAGGAGGCCUGCGCCGACUGUAAAACCUCAAUUUAAGCAAGACAUCAUUCAGCUCACUGCUAAAUAUUUCAACAAAUCUGCAACUCUUUGUGUAUGACAGACACAUCACUUUUCACAGCUGUUACACAUCUUCGUAUCAGAUCUCUUUUCCAGUGUAUUUGCUUGAGUGAAGUUUUGCUCAAACUAAUUAAGAAGUGAUGUUGCAGUAAUUUUCCUAUGCAAGCAAGUCUUGAAGCAAUAAUUUGUCCUUUUUCAGAAACACUUCCUUGCCAGGAGUUAGCUGCGUAAAGGCUCAGUGUAGAGUGUAAAAAUGACACGUAGAUUUAUGGGAGGGGUUGUGUGUUAAACUAUAUUUAGUGUGUGUGUAAUUUAUUUAUUUGCAGAACUGAAGAUUUUAGUUGAUCUGAUUUGGCUGAGUUUGACUGAGUUGCAUUGAAGCAAUUGUUUUUUUAUUCUCAUGCAAACUUCAUACCAAGAGUAUUUUUAGCGUGAAAAACCUUCCAAUCUCCCACAUAUUGGCCAGUGUCCCUGCCUCUCUCACACACUUGUACAUGCACAGUGCUUAUCUGGCAAACAUACAUUUUACUCAAUCACACACAACCACAAACCCAUAAACGAUUCUGGUCUGGUGGUGGAGUGAGUGUCCCAUGGGGCACUGUAAUGGAACCUCCAGGUGGUCUCUGAGGGGCUUGGAUCACUGAGCGUCCCUUGGAGAUGGUUACGAGCGUCUUGUUGUCGUGUCCCAGUGGGGGUUACGUGGUCGAGACUCAUUUUAGUUUUGUUUUUUUUUGCGUUUCCUCCUCAUGAGGAAAACGGUUUGUGCGAUUUAAAGGAAAUAAAAGAAAUUGAGUCAA